AUGCCCGACUUUGACUACAAGUUCCUGGAGAAGCCCAAGCGGCGACUGCUGUGCCCUCUGUGCGGGAAGCCCAUGCGCGAGCCCGUGCAGGUUUCUACCUGUGGCCACCGUUUCUGCGACACUUGCCUGCAGGAAUUCCUCAGUGAAGGAGUCUUCAAAUGCCCAGAGGACCAACUUCCCCUGGACUAUGCCAAGAGCUACCCAGACCCAGAGCUGGAGGUCCAGGUGCUUGGCCUGCCCAUCCGGUGCAUCCGCAGUGAGGAGGGCUGCCGCUGGAUUGGGCCACUUCGACAUUUACAGGGCCACCUGAAUACCUGCAGCUUCAAUGUAAUCCCCUGCCCCAAUCGCUGCCCUGCCAAGCUGAGUCGCCGUGAUCUGCCUGCACACUUGCAGCAUGACUGCCCCAAGCGGCGCUUCAAGUGGGAGUUCAGUGGUUGUGACUUCGGUGGGGAAGCCUAUGAGAGCCGUGAGGGCAUGUGCCCCCAAGAGAGUGUGUACUGUGAGAACAAGUGUGGUGCCCGCAUGAUGCGGCGACUACUGGCCCAGCAUGCCACUUCUGAGUGCCCCAAGCGCACCCAGCCUUGUACCUAUUGCACAAAGGAGUUCGUUUUUGACACCAUCCAGAGCCACCAAUACCAGUGCCCAAGGCUGCCAGUGCCCUGCCCCAACCAAUGUGGCGUAGGCACUGUGGCUCGGGAGGACCUGCCGAAUCAUCUGAAGGACAGCUGUAGUACUGCCUUGGUGCUAUGCCCAUUCAAAGACUCCGGUUGCAAGCACAGGUGCCUUAAGCUGGCAAUGGCGCGGCACGUGGAGGAGAGUGUGAAACCACAUCUGGCCAUGAUGUGUGCCCUGGUGAGCCGGCAGCGGCAGGAGCUGCAGGAGCUUCGUCGAGAGCUGGAGGAACUAUCAGUAGGCUGUGAUGGUGUGCUCAUCUGGAAGAUUGGCAGCUAUGGGCGGCGGCUACAAGAGGCCAAGGCCAAGCCCAACCUCGAGUGCUUCAGCCCAGCCUUCUACACACAUAAGUAUGGUUACAAGCUCCAGGUGUCUGCAUUCCUCAAUGGCAACGGCAGUGGUGAGGGACAUCUCUCUCUCUACAUUCGUGUGCUGCCGGGAGCCUUUGACAAUCUCCUUGAGUGGCCCUUUGCCCGUCGUGUCACUUUCUCCCUGCUGGAUCAGAGUGAUCCAGGGCUGGCUAAGCCACAGCAUGUCACUGAGACCUUCCACCCUGACCCAAACUGGAAGAAUUUCCAAAAGCCAGGCACUUGGCGAGGCUCCCUGGAUGAGAGUUCUCUGGGCUUUGGAUACCCCAAGUUCAUCUCCCACCAGGAUAUCCGAAAGCGAAACUAUGUGCGGGAUGAUGCAGUUUUCAUCCGUGCCUCCGUUGAACUGCCCCGGAAGAUCCUCAGCUGAGUGCAGAACUGGCAGGCUCAAGGGGAGAAGGGGGAUGGGACAUGACUUGUCAGGCACUGGUUGAACCUGGAGAGGGGGCCGGACCCCCUUUUAGCUGCUUAUGCUGCCUGGGUUGUUAACCCUGUUCUCCCCCGACCACUACCACCCUCAGGUGCCUCCAACUGGUGCUUCAGCCCUGGCCUCUGUGGGGAGCAGGUCUCUGGGUUAUCAAGGGCUGGAAACAAGUGAUCCCGGGGACUGUCUCCCCUCCUGGGCAGGGCAGGUAUGCCUUGGUGCCGGCCACAUUCUACCUGGACUGAGCACCUGCUUAGGUGCUAUGUCCCAAGAGCCAUAGGGAGGGGUUGGGAAAGGGAGGGGUAGUUAAAAGAAUCUGUCUUGAGAUUGAUUUUUCUUCUUUCCCCAACUGUGUCCCUUCUGGUUAUUUAUUUACUUAGCGCCAGGAAGGCACAACAGGGGAGCCCUGAU
Messenger RNA from Sciurus carolinensis (gray squirrel), 1875 nucleotides. Its product is annotated as TNF receptor-associated factor 4-like. Gene Ontology annotation, molecular function: zinc ion binding; protein binding. The record is from RefSeq and is a predicted model, not a curated record. Gene Ontology annotation, biological process: activation of NF-kappaB-inducing kinase activity; signal transduction; positive regulation of JNK cascade. NCBI's taxonomy places the organism in Eukaryota, Metazoa, Chordata, Mammalia, Rodentia, Sciuridae.